This is a messenger RNA of Darwinula stevensoni, 1720 nucleotides long. The record is from the annotation of a GenBank genome assembly. NCBI's taxonomy places the organism in Eukaryota, Metazoa, Arthropoda, Ostracoda, Podocopida, Darwinulidae.
CGCGUCGUUCAACACCGCAGACGAGACGUUUUCGGGCAUGGGGCUCUCCGUCGUCGGUCUGGUUCUCCUCGUUGGCUCUGCAUGCGUCCAGGGCGAGGCGGAGAGGAGGAAAGCGGAAUUCCCUUCCAUGGGCAAUCCAGAGAAACGCCAGACGCCACCGUGCGGGGCGAACUACGGACUCUUCUUGGGGCAGUAUUACCCGCUGGUUAGCGCGAAUUAUCCCAACAACAUCCCGGUCCCGCAUUCCUGCUCCUGGAUGUUUUCGUGCCCCGUGGAAAUGACGCUUCAAUGCUCCAAUUUUCAACUUCCAUUGAACCUACUCUGUUUGUGGACCGGCUUCACUUACAACGGGAAAACAAUGUGUGGAUCGAGCACUGCUCUUCAAAGCCCAGUGAAUGUGGGAAGAACCCUGAACGCCCGCCUUUACGCCUCUGUUUACACUGGAAAAGGAUUCACGUGCACUGUCACCUGCGGUUCACGAGCUUCUUGCAGUAAGUUGGAGAGAAAAAAAAAAGGUGAAAUCGCAUGUAAUGAUUUCAUUGAGCAGCUCUUUCAGGAAUUUCCCGAUUCCCUCCCGACAUCUUCAGAUUGCGGAGUCUCCCAAUACCCGAGGAAGAGAGUCGAAUCCUCUCCCCCUGUGAACUCGACGGAAUCAGGCGACGAGAAUCCGCCCGGGAACUCGACGGACGUGGACCGGAUCGUCGGGGGAAGCGUCGUGCCGAGCCAGAGGAAAUAUCCCUGGAUGGUUUGGUACAGGACGAGUUCGGUGGCGUUCUGGUGUGGGGGGACCCUCAUCGGCGAUCGAUACGUUCUGACGGCCAGCCACUGCGUCCAUGAUGCGCCAUCCGCAACCUAUUACGUGACACUCGGAGACUUGGAUCGAAAUACGCCGUUCGAGAGCGGAUCCAUAGUGAUCCCAGCCCAGGCCAUCGAACAUCCCCAGUUCGUGAUAAAGAAAUCCGGGAACAGCCUGCUGGCCAUCAACAACGACAUCGCCCUGCUGAAGCUCUCUCGCCCGGUGGACUUCCAAGCCUACCCGCACAUCCGGCCGAUCUGUCUUUCCAUGUUUGCCCUGCCGUUCACGGGGCAGACGGUGGUGGAUGCCGGGUGGGGAGCCACGACGCCAUGGGAGGGGGCUAAUGGAAUCACAACGGCACGUUUGAUGGAGGUGACGGUUAAUGUCGUCAGCGAUGCAGUCUGCAAAAAUAACUACCCGACUUUGUUCAAUACCAACUUUUUCUGCACCCAGGGAGAUGGAAAGAAUACCUGCAACGGGGAUUCCGGAGGACCCGUGAUGUACAAAACUCCAUCCGGAUAUUAUCAGAACAUCGGCGUCACCUCGUUCUCGAAGAGCUGCUCCCCGAACUACGGCGCCGCAUUCGCGAAAACGGCGAUUUACGUGAACAGCUUCAUCGGGGCGUACACGAACGACGCUCGGUGGUGUCCGCCCCCAGGAUAUUAGUUCCACCUCUGGCAACUCCGUUCCAUGCUCGUUGCAAUGCUUGUUGCCAUUUCGUUGUCGCAUCCUCUUGGAUUGCGUCGUCGGUGGCAAAUUUUCGAAGGAUUCAACGUCUGAUGCGCUGGCGAUUUCACUUUGAGUUUGUGCGUGUUUCAGUUUUUCACGAAGUUCGUUUGAAUUUUCGAGGUUCCGGCGGAAUUCCUGCUGCAUUCGCUUUCCAUAUUGAUUAAAUUCCACGAAGAAAGUUGUUUUCGUCGCAGA